CGAGACGGAGGGCUGCUGUCUGCCUCCUCUCCUCUCCGGUGGUGUUGCCUCCCUGUCGCUGCAGUGCAUUGCUGCUCGCUCGCCCUCUCUCUCUCUCUCUCUCUCUUCCUUCCUCGCUUUUGUACCUCGCCUCUUCCUCCUUCUCACCCGUCUCCUCCACAUCCCUCUCAUCCUCCUCCCUGCGGAUGCCUCAGCCUUGCACCCCCACCCCAGCAUCCCGGCAAAUGGUUGUUCCAUCCCCGGCAACUCUGGACGCAGGACGCAGCGAAAAGGCUCACAGCUCCGUUCUGAUUUGAGCACACUGCGGAUUGACUUGAAAGAGGGGCGGACCAGGGACAGUAGGGAAACGAGGAGACGCCUGACAGUGGCCAGGAUCUCAUUUUGCCAUGCCAGUGCCGGAUCAGCCUGCAGAGCAGGAGAAGGGGGCCAUGGUUCCCCCUGUGAUGCCAUCCUCCAAUGGAGACAGAUCUGAGACAGAGACAACCUCCUCUAUCCUUGCCUCUGUCAAAGAGCAGGAGCUUCAGUUUGAGCGUCUGACCAGGGAACUUGAGGCUGAGCGUCAGAUUGUUGCCACCCAGCUGGAGAGAUGCAAGCUGGGAUCAGAAGCAGGCAGCAUGAGCAGCAUUAGUUCUUCAGAUGAGCAAUUUCGCUGGAACUCUCAAGCUGAUGGACAGAAAGAUAUUGAGGAUGAGUUGACAACAGGUCUGGAGUUGGUGGAUUCCUGCAUUCGCUCCCUUCAGGAAUCAGGAAUACUAGAUAGUGGAGAACGACCGGCUCUUCUUUCCCAGAGUUCCUUGCAGCUCAACUCCACCCCGGAGGCUUCGCUCCAGUACUCUGCCAGCUACCAUAGCAACCAGACCCUCGCCCUAAGUGACAGCAUCUCUGCAGCAACUCCUCAGCGCAGCGGGCAAGUUGGAGGAGCUGUGCACAGCUACAACCAGGUGACAUCAAGCCGUGCAGCCCAGCAGCAACAAUCACAAACUGGGCCGGGGUCAGGUAUCUACUACUCCAGUGCCACCUUACCUGCCCAGGGUUCCCCUCUGUCAGGAGGGGGAGGCUCAGGGUCCGGUUCCCCCAGUAAACUUCAACGUCUGGGAUCAGCCUCUGAUGCACAAGGAUACGCUACCACUCAGCGUCUGCCUUCCUCUUCUUCCUCCUCUCCCAAACAGUCUCCUGCUAAUCGAUUGGCCAAAUCAUACAGCACCACAGUUGCUGUGACAACAGCAGGAGGGGGCGGUUCCCCCCUGAGGGUGGCAUCUCCACCUAAUUCCACAGCAGGAGGGGGAGGGGCCAGCUCCACAUCUUCCCCUCUUCACCAGAUGAGUUCAGGCAUAGGGAGCUAUGCAACUCUGUCUCCCAAACGACUGGCAGCUCAUCACGCUUCUGACCAGUACAAGAUCUCCCACGAACUCUACGCUACUGCUACACUGCAGAGACCUGGAAGUCUGGCAGGUUCUCGUGGCUCCUACAGUAGUCAGCAUAGUCAAGAGCCCCUUCGGCCUCUGGGGUCCCCAGAGCACCACAUAGAUCCGAUCUAUGAAGAACGUGUCUAUCACAACAAGGGCCCCAUGAGAAGCCUUAGCCAGAGCCAGGGCCCAGACUCAGGGCCCUACCGCAACAACACAGACCUGACCAUGCGUAUCCAUGAUCAGGUCCGUGACCUAAGUUAUGUCCUCUGUCCCUACUUUCCUGCCAUAGCACCCUCCUCCCCUGGUGUCGACUCCGCCCCUUUGCAGCGCACUGGAAGUCACGGCACAGGAACAGGAAACUACAACCGCGGCGGGACCAACAACUAUGCCACAGUGGGGCCAGGCUACACCUCGAGUGGCGGUAGCGGAGAUGUAUAUGGUUCAGAUCCCUAUGUGGCUGACCCCUACCGUACCCUGCAGUACUGCCCUUCAGUGGUGGAAUCACCCUACAGCAAGUCAGGACCAGCUCUGCCGCCCGAAGGCAGCCUGCAGCGUUCACCUUCUAUUGACUCUAUUCAAAAAGAUCCAAGAGAGUUUGGGUGGAGAGAUCCAGAGUUGCCAGAGGUGAUCCAGAUGUUACAGCACCAGUUCCCAUCGGUGCAGUCCAAUGCUGCAGCCUACCUACAGCAUCUCUGUUUUGGAGACAACAAGAUCAAAGCUGAGAUCCGCAGACAGGGAGGCAUCCAGCUGCUCGUUGAUCUACUGGACCACAGGAUGAGUGAGGUCCAUCGCAGCGCCUGCGGAGCCUUGAGAAACCUGGUGUAUGGCAAGGCCAAUGAUGAGAACAAAGUAACCCUGAAGAACUGCGGGGGGAUUCCUGCCUUGGUCCGCCUGCUGAGGAAGACCGGAGAUGUGGAAAUCAGAGAGCUAGUCACAGGUGUGCUUUGGAACCUGUCAUCAUGUGAUGCACUGAAGAUGCCAAUCAUCCAGGAUGCCUUGGCCGUUCUGACCAAUAGUGUCAUCAUACCCCACUCUAACUGGGACUCCUCCCCAAAUCACCAUGAUGACCGCAAGCUCCACAUCCAUACAUCCCAGGUGCUGCGCAAUGCUACAGGCUGUCUCAGGAACGUAAGCUCAGCAGGUGAGGAGGCGAGACGAAGGAUGAGGGAGUGUGAUGGGCUGACAGAUGCUCUGCUCUACGUUAUUCAGACCUCUCUGGGCAGCAAUGAGAUCGACAGCAAGACUGUGGAGAACUGUGUUUGCAUCCUGAGGAACCUGUCAUACCGACUGGCUGCUGAGACAUCUCAUGGUCAGCAAGGGGGGUUGGAAGAGCUGGAUGGCCUGCUUUGUGAUGCCAAUGGUCGCGAUGGAGAGAGCUCCGGUUGCUGGGGCAAGAAGAAGAAGAAAAAGAAGGGAGCUGACCAGUGGGAUGGCGUGGGCCCCUUUCCCGACACGGCGGAGCCCCCCAAAGGAGUUCAGAUGCUGUGGCACCCCACCAUCGUCAAGCCCUACCUCACCCUGCUGUCUGAAUGCUCCAAUCCUGACACUCUAGAGGGUGCAGCUGGGGCUCUGCAGAACCUGGCUGCAGGCAGCUGGAAGUGGUCAGUGUACAUCCGUGCUGCUGUCCGUAAGGAGAAAGGCCUUCCCAUCCUAGUGGAAUUAUUGAGGAUAGACAAUGACAAAGUCGUGUGCGCUGUCGCCACUGCUCUCAGAAAUAUGGCUUUGGACAUCAGGAACAAGGAGCUCAUUGGUAAAUAUGCAAUGAGAGAUUUGAUCCAUCGGUUACCAGGCAGCAGCAGCAGCAACAAUAAUGCAACCAGCAGUGGGACCUCUGGAACCACAGGCCCUCCCAGCAAGGCCAUGUCAGAUGACACAGUGACUGCCAUCUGUUGCGCACUGCAUGAAGUCAUAACCAAAAACAUGGAAAACGCAAAAGCUCUACGUGAUGCCGGUGGCAUCGAAAAACUCAUUGGCAUUGCCCGCAGCAAAGGAGACAAACACUCAGCAAAGGUGGUAAAGGCAGCUUCUCAAGUCCUCAGCAGUAUGUGGCAGUACAGAGACCUGCGCUCUCUCUACAAGAAGGAUGGCUACUCCCAGUAUCACUUUGUGGGCUCUGCCUCAACAAUAGAAAGAGACCGGCAGAGGCCCUAUUCUUCCUCGCGAACUCCCUCGGUCUCUCCUGUAAGGACAUCUCCAAAUAACCGCUCUGCGAGCGCCCCAGCCUCCCCCAGAGAGAUGAUGAGUCUGAAGGAACGCAAGAUGGACUACGAUUCCACGGCAACCAACGCCGGUUUCCAUAGCAACAAAGGAGAGCACACAUCCCGGAAAGACGGCAUGGCAGUUCAAAUUUCCUGUGGGACAUCUACACUGUUCCGAAACUCUUACCUGACUGCCAGCGAUGAUAUCAAGCAAAACCAGGGUCCAGCCCAGCCCUGCAUCGUGCCCCCUCAGCCCCAGCUGGACAGUCCGUCAGCAGCCGUGCUAAAAGACUACGACCCCUACCCUCCCCCUCCCUCCUUCCCCCAGCCUCAGCCACCGCAGCCUCCACCUCACAGCCAGAGCCGGAGCUUUGACGAGGCCUACUACGAGGACCAAGGACCACCGCCACCCCAGCCACAGCCACCGGUCCAGGCUCAGGCCCAGCCUCAGGCCCCACCCCAGCAACCUCCAAUCUCCACCGGACCACCCAGGGACCCGCGGGAAGAUCUGCGCAUGCAUCUGGGCCUCAAAUCAACCGGCAACUACGUAGACUUCUACUCGGCCUCUCGGCCAUACAGCGAACUAAACUACGAGACCAGCCACUAUCCGGCCUCACCUGACUCCUGGGUCUAGUUAGACUACAGUGUUGGGGGGCAAGAAAGAGUCUGUGUGUGCUUGUGUGAAAGGGAUUAUUUUUGCAAGACAUCAGCAGUGAUUAUACGUGGUAUUUUGAAAGCGAUCUUGUAGCCAGUGGCAGGAAAUUUAUGUUCUCUAAAAUAAGUGGGAUAGCAGGGCUGGAUGGGGAUAGGAAGUAAAGUCAGGUCGAGCAACAAAGAGAGACUGCAUGUGCAUGUGAACUUUUUUUUCCAGACCAGUUUAUUUCUUUAAAGUCAGCUCCAUUUCACCAAUGAGUGGAGCUAGUGGAAGUAGAUAUGACAAAGUGUGUUUGACAGUUUGAGCUAAGAGUAGGAAACAGAAUAUAAAAAGAGAGAAAAUGACCAGACGGAUAGAGUAUGCAGAUGUCAAGAGAGAAGAAGAGGGCGCUAGGAUAAAGAAAUAAGCAGCAGUUGAGGGAGCGUUCUUACUCUGUAGGAGCAAAGAGCUGUCUGACCUAAGGAGGAGAUGAGAGACAAAGAUGGCAUGAGGGUUCUUGAAGAGGUCAGGAAGAAUAAAAGCACAGAAAAAGAUGAAAGCACAUCAGGCAACAAGCAAGAAGUGGAUGUUUACCAUUUCACCCAAGUGACAAACGUAGCACUGCUUUUAUCCCCCUUUUUUGUUGCAAUGGCCUUGCCGCCUCCAGAGGCUUCUGAAUUUGCGUUCAAGGAAUGUCAUCUUCAAGAGACUUCUUUUUUUGUCGUCAUUCUUUUACAUCUUUUUUAUUUGUACUUUUC
Molecule: messenger RNA, 4999 nt
Organism: Pundamilia nyererei
Lineage: Eukaryota; Metazoa; Chordata; Actinopteri; Cichliformes; Cichlidae
Gene: ctnnd2a
Product: catenin (cadherin-associated protein), delta 2a
Exons: 25
Coding region: 387-4241 (1284 amino acids)
Biological process (GO): dendritic spine morphogenesis; cell-cell adhesion
Cellular component (GO): postsynaptic density; cytoplasm; adherens junction
Molecular function (GO): protein binding
Source: RefSeq, a predicted model, not a curated record